Molecule: messenger RNA, 1241 nt
Organism: Symsagittifera roscoffensis
Lineage: Eukaryota; Metazoa; Xenacoelomorpha; Acoela; Convolutidae
Exons: 2
Coding region: 152-1240 (362 amino acids)
Biological process (GO): protein deubiquitination
Cellular component (GO): nucleus; cytosol
Molecular function (GO): cysteine-type deubiquitinase activity
Source: RefSeq, a predicted model, not a curated record
AUAUAUAUGGUGUAAGCUGGAUUGGAAUUCGAUAUCAUGGAAGUUCGGCCUAUGCGGCAUAACUGGUGUCGCUCUUGUGGGUUAUUUGACUUGGCCUCUUCUGGUUUAUGACAAAAAGGGAGCGAAAGCGUCAAAAUACGGAAAAGGAAGAAUGUUAUUUAGAGGUUUAGAUAAUCCUAGAAACUGGUGCUUCGUAAAUUCAGCUGUGCAAGCAUUAUCCGCAACGAAAGCUUUUCAGUCUUGGCUUGAAUCAAUUUGUGUAGAAAACGAUGAUUCUCUGGCAGUUGGCAACAAUCUGAAGUUUUUAAUAGCCGAACUAAACCGACCUUCGGUCGAGAUGAGUUCAGAAAUUUUAUCGUGCGCUAAUCUACUUAAUGCACUGGUGUUCAAACAUGGCUGGACUAGAGAGUGCAAACAGCAAGAUGUGCAUGAGGCUUUGAUUCUACUUUUUGAAGCUAUUUUAAGCGAAAUGAGUUCACGUUCAGCUCAAGAGAACCACUUAAAUUUCAAGAUUUCUUCAAAGGCUUCGGAGAAUAAUGCUCGCAUUCGAACAGUGUCGAAAGUAAAAGUAUCGUUGCCUUUUUCUAUGUAUGCAGUAUCUGUAAUGAAAUGUCUAUCGUGUAAGUGGACGAGAAAACCGUCCAAAAUAGAGAGUGCACGGUCGAUUUCCAUGUACCCUGCCUUUGCACAGACUGUACCCGCCUCGUGUGAGCUGCAGCUUGACGACCUGCUGAGGAGACAUUUCGAGGGGGAGUUACUUACUGGCGUGAACUGUGAAAAUUGUUCCAAAUUAGCUGGCGGAGUUCCGAUCAACACAAGUCAGAAAAGGUCUUUCAAAAUCCUGAAAGCGCCUCGAUGUUUGAUGCUGCAUUUAAACCGUACUUUUUGGUCUCCUUUCGGGGAACCUCGGAAGCUUCUGAACCACGUUGCAUUUCCAGUUAUGCUCAAUCUCUUACCAUUCAUGCAUGAGUAUUUCAAGUUGACUUCCGACACGAAUCGAUUUUGGUAUAAGUUAUCGGCGGUUAUUUCCCAUUUAGGAGCUUCAAAUGAGUUUGGACAUUACAUAACCUACAAAAGAGUGAAAAAUAAAGAAAGGGAGCGCUGGCUCUGCAUUUCAGAUGAAGAGGUCGAAUAUUGUUCAGUAGACGCCGUUUUGAAUUCUAGUUUUUAUAUUUUAGUUUACGACAGAUUUGAUGGACGAAUUGAUAAUACUGCUAAUUAUGUAAAAUCGAAACUUUAAA